AUGUCUAUGAACAAAACUGCUGCUAUCGAAGACAAAAAGAUAUCUCUAGAUAAAGAGAGUCAUAUUAAAUCUGUACAAGAAAGAAUAGCGAAAAUCCCUAUUUCAAAUUAUAGAAAUUUCAGUAUAGUGGCACAUGUGGAUCAUGGUAAAUCUACUUUAUCGGACAGGCUAUUGGAGUUGACUGGAGUUAUUCAACCUGGAGAUGCAAAUAAGCAGGUCUUGGAUAAACUAGAUGUUGAGAGAGAGAGAGGUAUUACGGUGAAAGCGCAAACAUGUUCUAUGUUCUAUGUUGAUCCAAAAACAAACGAAGACUAUUUAUUACAUUUAGUUGAUACCCCAGGUCAUGUAGAUUUUAGGGCUGAAGUUUCCAGAUCCUACGCAUCCUGUGGAGGGGCUCUUCUAUUAAUUGAUGCAUCUCAAGGUGUUCAAGCACAAACAGUAGCUAACUUUUACUUGGCUUAUAGUAUGGGCUUGAAAUUGAUUCCAGUGAUCAACAAAAUUGAUUUGGAUGCAGCAGACAUUCCGAGAGCAAUGGAUCAGGUUGAGACUACGUUCGAAUUACCUAGAGAAGACUGCAUUCCAGUAAGUGCUAAAACAGGCCUCAAUAUUGAAAAUAUAAUACCAUCAAUUAUUCAAAAUAUACCAGCACCUAGCGGUGAUGUUGAUAAACCUUUGAAGGCGUUAUUGGUUGAUUCAUGGCAUGACCCUUAUGUUGGGGUUGUUAUGUUGAUUCAUGUUGUUGACGGUGUAGUGAGAAAGGGAAUGAAAUUACUUUCUGCUCAUUCAGAAAAACGAUACGAUGUAAAGGAAGUAGGAAUUAUGUACCCCGAUAAAAUGCCAAUGGAUUGUGUAAAGGCUGGACAGGUGGCUUACAUUAUCCCAGGCAUGCGGAAUCCGAGAGAAGCUAUGAUUGGUGAUACCUUCUAUCAAUAUGGUAAACAUGAAGGAUUAGAGCCUCUUCCCGGAUUCGAAGAGCCAAAACCUAUGGUUUUUGUGGGUGCUUUUCCAGCAGAUGGAGGUGAGUUUAAAGUUAUGAAUGACCAUAUGGAAAAUUUGGUAUUAAAUGAUAGGUCUGUUACAUUAGAAAAGGAAACAUCAAAUGCGUUGGGUCUUGGAUGGAGAUUGGGCUUUUUGGGUUCACUUCAUGCUUCUGUGUUUAAAGAGCGGUUAGAAAAUGAAUACGGUGCAAAAAUCAUUUUAACAGCUCCUACUGUCCCAUAUAAAUUAGUCUAUAAAGAUGGAAAAGAAACUAUUGUGACUAAUCCCGAUGAAUUUCCUGGAGCAGAUUUUAGAAAUCAUAAUAUUGAAAUGUUAAUGGAACCGUAUGUUAAUGCUAUAAUGACUAUUCCGGAUGAAUAUAUUGGAACCGUAAUGUCACUUUGCGAGAACAAUCGAGGUAUUCAAAAAGAAUUGGAAUACUUAACUACUGGACAAGUGCUAUUGAAAUAUGAAAUUCCAUUAGCACAGUUGGUGGAAGAUUUUUUUGGUAAACUUAAAGGCUGUACAAAGGGGUAUGCUUCUUUGGACUACGAAGACUCAGGAUAUAAGAAGUCAGAUAUUGUCAAAAUGGAGCUAUGUGUAAAUGGAGAACCUCAAGAUGCAUUAACCCAAGUUAUGCAUAGGUCCCAGGUCCUAAGCAGAGGAAAGGAAUAUGUAACGAGAUUUAAAGAAUAUUUGAAGUUCCAAUUAUUUGAAGUGGCAAUUCAAGCAAAAGUCAACAAUAAAGUUGUAGCAAGAGAAACAAUUAAAGCUAAGAGAAAAGAUGUCACUCAGAAACUUCAUGCUGCUGAUAUAUCCAGAAGGAAGAAGUUAUUACUGAGACAAAAAGAGGGUAAGAAGCAAAUGAAAGCAUCCGGAAAGAUUAGUAUUAAUCAGGAAGCUUAUCAAGCCUUUUUACGUCGUGCUGACUGA
Messenger RNA from Debaryomyces fabryi, 1911 nucleotides. Its product is annotated as GTPase. The record is from RefSeq and is a predicted model, not a curated record. Bases 1 to 1911 code for a protein of 636 amino acids. Gene Ontology annotation, biological process: positive regulation of translation. The transcript has a single exon. Gene Ontology annotation, cellular component: mitochondrion. Gene Ontology annotation, molecular function: GTP binding; mitochondrial ribosome binding; GTPase activity. NCBI's taxonomy places the organism in Eukaryota, Fungi, Ascomycota, Pichiomycetes, Serinales, Debaryomycetaceae.